AUGGAAAAAUCACACCCAGGGGAAACCACGAAAUCACACCCAAAGAAAUCCAUGGAAGAAAUCACACCCCACGGAGGAAAUCACACCAAAAGAAAUCCAUGGAAGAAAUCCACCCAGGGAAACCACGGAGGAAAUCACACCAAAAGAAAUCCAUGGAAGAAAUCACACCCAGGGGAAACCACGGAGGAAAUCACACCAAAAGAAAUCCAUGGAAUAAAUCACACCCAGGGAAACCACGGAGGAAAUCACACCAAAAGAAAUCCAUGGAAGAAAUCACACCCAGGGGAAACCACGGAGGAAAUCACACCAAAAGAAAUCCAUGAAGAAAUCACACCCAGGGGAAACCACGGAGGAAAUCACACCAAAAGAAAUCCAUGGAAGAAAUCACACCCAGGGAAACCACGGAGGAAAUCACACCCAAAAGAAAUCCAUGGAAGAAAUCACACCCAGGGGAAACCACGGAGGAAAUCACACCAAAAGAAAUCCAUGGAAGAAAUCACACCCAGGGGAAACCACGGAGGAAAUCACACCAAAAGAAAUCCAUGGAAGAAAUCACACCCAGGGGAAACCACGGAGGAAAACACACCAAAGAAAUCCAUGGAAAUCACACCCAGGGAAACCACGAGGAAAUCACACCAAAAGAAAUCCAUGGAAUAA
Penaeus vannamei (Pacific white shrimp) is the source of this 657-nucleotide messenger RNA. The record is from RefSeq and is a predicted model, not a curated record. NCBI's taxonomy places the organism in Eukaryota, Metazoa, Arthropoda, Malacostraca, Decapoda, Penaeidae.